Molecule: messenger RNA, 1189 nt
Organism: Ricinus communis (castor bean)
Lineage: Eukaryota; Viridiplantae; Streptophyta; Magnoliopsida; Malpighiales; Euphorbiaceae
Product: protein SODIUM POTASSIUM ROOT DEFECTIVE 3
Exons: 3
Coding region: 149-1021 (290 amino acids)
Molecular function (GO): metal ion binding
Source: RefSeq, a predicted model, not a curated record
UUGGCCUUACUAGCAAUUUUUGCAUUUACUUGCUUUGUUCUCUCCCAAGUACUAACAGCUACAGAAAUUGAAAUUCAAGAACAAGCAAUUAAUAAGUUGCUUCUUUUACUAGUUAAUAUUCUUUACCUUAUUCUCUUCAACCAGAAAAAUGAAAAGAAUGGAUCUUUUCUGUUCUUCUCCUGCAUCAACUGCUAUAUGUUCUAGUCUGGACCAUCGUUCAGUGGUUCACCAUGGCACUAGACCUAUCGAUCAUCGUCACAAUUCAAAACCUUAUGCUACUUGUUCAUCAUCAUCUCAACUACCCAUUAAUCCAAAGCCUAGUUACUUUGAGAGGAGCAGAAGGACCACUUCUUCUUCUGUGAAACAACGCGAUUUUCACAGAGAAAGCUCUGCUGAUGAGUAUUCUGCAGCUAAUAAGCAACAGGAUCAUUUACGUAGAAGAAGCUCUGCUGAUGCAAGUGAUGUCCGUACUCAUACUGGCUCUUCGAGGCAUCUUUUGAGUGAUAAAGUACCCUAUAUUGAUUGGCUUUCAGAGUCUGAUGCAUUGAUUCUUGAUCGUGAGAAUCAACAUCCCAAGGCUAGGCAUGCAACCUCAAAGACUGCUCCUGCUAGGAGAUCUUGUUCACUAGCUUAUUAUGCUCAUGAUGAUUCGAUUGCUAAAAAUGGUCAUGCUUCUGCACCAUUUCCUACACAAAUUAGUACAAAGUCCAAGCUUUCAAGCUCUAAUGUUUCUCCUGCUUUAAAGUCUUCUUCCUCAGCUCGCUCCCGCGACCAGGUUGUGGUUUUGUGGGUGUCAAUUCAUUGCAAGGGAUGUGAAGGAAAAGUCAGAAAGCAUAUCUCCAAAAUGGAAGGAGUGACAUCAUUCAGUAUAGAUUUGGCGACAAAGAAAGUUACAGUGAUAGGGAAUGUGACUCCAUUAGGUGUUCUUGCUAGUGUGUCAAAGGUGAAGAAUGCUCAGCUUUGGCCAUAUCCAUCAUCAUCAUCCUCAAUUCCAUCCCCAUCCCCUCGAUGGUCCACUUGAUCAAGAUUUAUGGAUAAAUAGGUCUAGGUUUUUUCCUUUUUUCUGUAAUGCUUUUGUUGUGUGUUUUUAUUUUAUAAUUUGUAAUGUAAAUUUGAACUCUUCUUAUGGGAUUCGAAUCAUACAAGUGAUGAUUAUUGCUAUUAUAAAAUAAAGCAAAUUGAUGAAAAA